GCCGCGCCUCACGCAUUAUCUUCCUCGCACUUUUUCCUUUUUAUCGCCGCAAAAGGGCAUUUAUUGCCUUCAGUCCGACCGCGGCCGCCACCAAUAUACGACCCACCUCGUCGCGAUGGCCGCCGUCCUGUUGGCCCUUCUGACCCUGGCGGGCGGUGCAGUUUUGACCCUGGCGCGUCCUUCCGCCGACCUGAACGACCCUGCCGAGGACUUCCCGGCGCUGCCGCCCGUUCUGCACCCUGGCUACUUUUCGCCCGACUACAAGGCCAACCUCAUCGCCGGGAUCGUGUCGACGUGGAAUCCGAACGACGCGACCAACGUGUGGGAGUUGUCGGGCCUGAAGGAGGGCGACAUCAUGGAGGACGCGCCGAGGUCGCGCAACGUGGUCAGCGACCCGGAAACCCUUUGGAAAGACGCCACCAUCCCCUACAUCCUCGAGCCCAUGUUCAACGACGCGGAGAGGAAGACGAUCCGCGAGGGGAUGGACAUGAUCGAGCAGGGGUCGUGCUUCAAGUUCCGGCCGUUCCAGAUCGGCGACCUGGACUUUGUGUACGUGCAGGGCGGGCCGACCGGGUGCUGGUCGUACGUGGGGCGGCAGGGCGGCGGCCAGGUCGUCAACCUGCAGAGGAGCGGCUGCGUCCACAAGGGCGUCGUCGCCCACGAGCUGCUCCACGCCUCCGGCUUCUUCCACCAGCAGAGCGCCGCCGACCGCGACGACUUCAUCUUCAUCAACUUCACCAACAUCCAACCAGGUCGCGAGAGCAACUUUGACAAGUACAACGAGUCGAUCGUGUCCGACUUUGGCGUCGGCUACGACUACAACAGCGUCAUGCACUACAGCCGCAAGGCCUUCUCCAAGAACGGCGAGGACACGCUGGUGCCGCUUCAAGACGGCGCCGAGAUCGGCAACCGACACUUUGUCACCGACAAGGACAUGGCCAAGCUCAAGGCCAAGUACGGCUGCGGCGAGCAGGGCGGCCAAGGGGCCACCGAGGCCCCCAACUCGUACGGCAACAUGAUGCUCAAGGCCGGCAACCAACUUCUCGCCCUCCUCGUCCCGCCCGCAUAAAUUUCUUGUAUUUUAAUCAAAUCGGUGUCACGUUAAUUGUUCUUCGGUAGAUUUAGAAUUUUUGUAAAAUAUAUCCAAGCAAUGUCACAUUUCAUAGUUUUAAUAUUUGUCCAUCUUUUAGGAUAUUUACUUAUAACUCGAUAAAAGUUUAACAAUGGAAAGUAUGCAGAUUUUAUAAUAAACUGGAGUUUGAAA
Messenger RNA from Neocloeon triangulifer, 1264 nucleotides. RefSeq names its product zinc metalloproteinase nas-14-like. The record is from RefSeq and is a predicted model, not a curated record. Gene Ontology annotation, molecular function: zinc ion binding; metalloendopeptidase activity. The coding region runs from base 116 to 1069 and encodes 317 amino acids. Gene Ontology annotation, biological process: proteolysis. The transcript has 6 exons. Lineage: Eukaryota; Metazoa; Arthropoda; Insecta; Ephemeroptera; Baetidae.